Messenger RNA from Morchella importuna, 273 nucleotides. RefSeq lists its product as uncharacterized. The transcript is spliced from 3 exons. The coding region runs from base 1 to 273 and encodes 90 amino acids. The record is from RefSeq and is a predicted model, not a curated record. NCBI's taxonomy places the organism in Eukaryota, Fungi, Ascomycota, Pezizomycetes, Pezizales, Morchellaceae.
AUGUCCAUGUUUAAAUCCUCUGCAUUGACCAGAUCACUCAAACAUUGCGGCAGAAGGAUUCUCCCUGGACUCAAAAAUAGCGAAAACAUUGUUUACGCACGCACACGAAGAGGGAGGGAGGUUGGUUGUUCCAUCCCCUCCGAAGUCAAGUCAAAAUCCCGCCUAUUAAGGUUACAUAAACUUUCCCGGCUGCCCCGUUCCCAACUUCCCCCACCACCAACACUUUUCUCGACACAUUUUCCCCUCAACAUCAACCAACACCUGAACACCUGA